UUCAUCUAUGGUUUGCUUCCAAGGGCAGUACCAAACAUUCAUCCUUAUCCUUUACCAAAGAAAAAAGGACGACGAUCCAAAGAUUAAAAGUAACUAAAGCUAGAAGCAACCAGUCGGAUAAGUAAUUCCUUCGGUAGAGUCAUAACAAAAAAAGAAAGAAAAAAGAUCAAAUACCAAACUUGAUAACUUGGUCAAGUACAAAGAUUAUUCUUUUUCUGCCUAAAACUUGUCAUGCCUUCUAAAGCUAAAACUGCAGCUUGAUUUCCCUAAUUUGUCAUAGAAACAGUUUCCACCUCACUGUUCCAAGAUUUAUCAACAUUACUCAGCUAAACAGUAGAUAGCCGAAUUUGCCAAAACAAUUUCAGUCAAGCUGAAAAAUGUCGUCGCCCUCAACGAGGGACGUCGUCGCAGAGGAAGUUUCCACUGAUCAAAUAAGUAGAUACAACUGCAAUCCCCAGGAGACAAUCAUUUCCGUACAAGAUCAGGGCUUCAGUUUGAGCAUUGGUGAUUUAGAGAAUCUCAGGUCAUUAGAUGAAGCCUUCAAAGCUGCUCAAAUUGAAACACCUGCCCCACCAUUAAUACAAAGGGUUCCAUCCAUGCUAAGCGGGAACAAACAAUUCCUCAAGUAUUUCAAGCCAAGGGUGAUUGCCAUCGGUCCCCUCCACCACGAUGAUCCCAGUCUCCGGGGAGCAGAGAAGCUCAAGCUUAAACUGGCAGCACAUUUCCUCAAGAAUCAUGUUUCCCGAAAGGAAAUCUUAUACAGCAAGAUUAAGAUGGACAUAGCCAACUUGAAGAAAUCCUACGAUCCCAAGGAAAUAGAGCAAUAUUACGAUGAUGAUGAGAAGCUCACUUGGAUGUUCGUUCUGGAUGGUUGUGCAGUUCUACAAGCAAUUUAUCUACGCCAUGAUCCUCAACAGAAGGACGAAAAGGGUGCCUCGAAUGAAUUGAAUAUUAAAAAUGAUUUGCUGACAUUUGUGUACCUAGAUUUGUUCUUGUUGGAAAACCAGCUACCUUACCGCGUUCUUGAAUUGUUGACAAGCUCAAGCAACAAUGGCCAAAGGUUUAAGGAAUCAAUCAAAAGCUUCAUUGACGAUAAUGUUAUGACUACAGCAGAGAUGAAGAAAGAGCAGCAGCGGCAGCAGCAACAACAAAAGCAAGGAAAGCAGCAGAAACAACAACAGGAACGAGAGCCUGCUCAUCUUCUGGAGCUUCUGCGAGCAAGACUGCUAGCCAAAACAGAAGAGAAGGAAAGCCCAGUCCUAAGCAAUUGGUGCAAUCGGCUGUUCAAACAUAUAGAAUCAUCUUACCAAAAAGGUAAGACAAGUCAUCAUUCGCAUACAUUUCGUAACGUCAAGGAGCUUAGAGAAGCAGGGAUUUGGUUGAGACCUAGUGAAACCAGCUGCCUCAAGGACAUUAGUUUCAAUCGCGUAUGCUGUGUGGGGAAACUAAUGCUCCCGCCUAUCACAGUGGACGACUCAACAGGGCCCAAGUUCAUGAACUUGAUAGCUUAUGAAAUGUGCCCAGAUUUCGACAAUGACUUCGCUGUCACCUCUUACAUAUGCUUUCUUGAUUCUCUGAUUGAUGAAGCAGAAGAUGUUAAGGCGUUGAGAGACGCAGGCAUACUCUACAAUGGGCUGGGAAGUGAUGAAGAGGUGGCUAAGCUUUUCAACAAGAUGAACACGGACUUGGUGCCCAGUCCAGAAAUUUAUUCUAAACUGAAGACACAAAUCCAGAAUCAUUGCAGAAACAUGUGGAUCACCUAUGCAGCUCAAGCCUAUCAUACCCAUUUUAGAAGCCCUUGGACUUUCCUAGCAUUUGUGGGCGCCAUCGCAGCACUUUGUCUUAGUGCUCUUCAGACUUACUACACCAUCCAUCCAAAAAAUUGAGACAUAAUUAUCUGCCAAUUUAUUUUAAUUUAAUAAGCUUAAUUACUUGCUUGCAACCUUGUGAUUUUCAUUUCCCCUAUACAUAUAUACAGAAAAGCCAUAAAAUUUUGGCUGGUUCUUAUCCAUGGGCAAAAGCAUCAAUUUCAACAAUUGAAUACACAAAUUUCUCUCCUGCCAUGGGCAGGGAAUACCGAUGUGUCAGUUCCAUUUAGCAUUGACUAAUGAACGUGUUGCUGAAGCUUAUUGUUUCUUAUGUUUCUUAGUUCUUCUGUAACGUUUCCAGAAUUGUAAAUUUAUAGGUGCCCUAGCUUUGUUUUAUAAUUUUGUACUAUGUUUGUGGCAGAAAAUAAUGAGCUAUGCUCAAAACACGAAGGCUGCUUGACAACGUACAAUGCAAGGGUCCCAGCCCUUGGAUCUGGAGACUUAUGCUUAUUCCAUUUCAGUCUAUAUCUAAAGCAUUCGUAUAUUCUUCCCCUUUCCCAGAGCAAGAUCACGACUAAGCAGAGAGCAGAAAAACUGCUUUCCCAUGCAGUUGCAGAAUGCCAGAAAACCUACUAAUAUCACUUAAGAGAUAGCACCAAAACCAGAUUUCCUAUCACUGUUUGUCCCCUAAGUAUAUUUUCAAAUGACCUUAUGAGCAACCAUAUACAACACCGCACUCUGUCAAUUAUUUGCCAUCAUAGUAAAAUAUCUCACAAUCUAUCAAACACAAUCACUGAAGACAUCAUCAUAUUCAUAGUACAUCAAUCCUUGUUUCGUAUUUAACAAGCUUUAAACUUUGCACAUCUGUGUUGAAGACAGGACAAGCAAACUUAACUGCAAUUAUCACAACUACCUAUUCUAAAUGAAAGCAAGGCAAUUCAACAAGUAAUUUCCCCUAUUUCCAGGCUGUAGUUUCCAACAACAGCAUUACUUAGUUAUCAUACACCAUGCCUUCGUAUCUUUCUCAAAGUUGGACAGUGAUAAUACUGAUUAACCAUGUAAGCUAUUGACAGUAUCAACCCUAUACUGAUGCAUCUAACAACUCCAAUCACAACAUAUGACACAUCAUUCGCCUAUCCUUUUUGCUUCUUGCAGCUACUAGCUAAUCACCGAGAGAGAAAUCCUAAAUUAACGAACAGCCAUUGCCAACAAAUUGGAUGAGACUAAUAGUAAAAUGCAGGAUGUCCACAAG
This is a messenger RNA of Theobroma cacao (cacao), 3060 nucleotides long. RefSeq names its product UPF0481 protein At3g47200-like. The record is from RefSeq and is a predicted model, not a curated record. NCBI's taxonomy places the organism in Eukaryota, Viridiplantae, Streptophyta, Magnoliopsida, Malvales, Malvaceae.